Canariomyces notabilis is the source of this 1332-nucleotide messenger RNA. Its product is annotated as acyl-CoA dehydrogenase NM domain-like protein. Lineage: Eukaryota; Fungi; Ascomycota; Sordariomycetes; Sordariales; Chaetomiaceae. Gene Ontology annotation, biological process: fatty acid beta-oxidation using acyl-CoA dehydrogenase. Gene Ontology annotation, molecular function: flavin adenine dinucleotide binding; acyl-CoA dehydrogenase activity. Gene Ontology annotation, cellular component: cytoplasm. The record is from RefSeq and is a predicted model, not a curated record. Bases 1 to 1332 code for a protein of 443 amino acids. The transcript has 3 exons.
AUGGCCGGCCCCAGGAUCCCCUUCUCUGAACCGCCAUGGCUAAUGGGCCUUCCGUCGCCAUACUUUUCCGCCUCCCACCGGGCGUGGCAGGCCGCCAUCCGGCCGUUCGUGCAGACGUACCUCCACGCGCAUGCCGUCGAGUGGGAGCAGGCCGGGACGGUGCCGGAGCACGUGUUUUCCGAGUUUGCCGCCGCCCACAUGCUCAUCCCCGCGCUGCCCGCCCCGCUGCCCGUGGCCUGGCUGAAGCGGCUCGGCAUCCACACCCUGCUUGGCGGGCUCCCCGUCGACCAGUUUGACGCGCUGCACGGAUACAUCUACGGCGACGAGAUGGCGCGGAGCGGCUUGGUGGGCCCCGGGGCAAGCCUGACCACGGGCAUGGCGUUUGGAGUGCCGCUCAUCUUGAAGUUUGGGAGCGAGGAGCUGAAGGAGGGGCUUUUGCCUGAUCUUUUGACGGGGAGGAAGAGGUGUUGCAUUGCGAUUACCGAACCCGAUGCGGGGAGUGAUGUGGCGGGCAUUGUGACGACGGCCGUGAAGAGCGCGGAUGGGAAGGAAUGGAUUGUUAAUGGGAGUAAGAAGUGGAUAACAAACGGCAUAUGGUCCGAUUACGCCAGCAUGGCCGUCCGCACCGGGUCUCCCGAAAGCGGCGCAAAUGGCAUCUCUCUGCUGGUUGUCCCCCUCAAGGGCCAUCCGGGAGUCACAAUGCGCCGUCUAAAUGUCUCGGGCUUCGUCUCCUCGGGCACAACCUACAUUGAGCUCAACGACGUGCGGGUGCCUGUCGAGAACUUGAUCGGCAAGGAGAACCAGGGAAUGCGCUACAUCAUGACCAACUUCAACCACGAGCGGCUGGCCGUGGCCACGGGCACUACACGGCAAGCGCGAGUCGCUCUCUCGACCGCGUUCGAGUACGUCCUCAAACGUGUCGCGUUCGGCAAGCCCCUCAUCGAGCAGCCCGUGGUGCGCCACCGGCUCGCCAAGGCCGGCGCACUGCUUGAAAGCUUGACGGCGUGGGUUGAGCAGUUCGCCUUUCAGAUGACUCAGUUGCCGAGCCAGCAGGCCGACGUGCAGCUCGGCGGGUUAACAGCCUUGCUGAAGGCUCACGCAGGGAUGGUCUUUAAGGAGUGUGCCGAUGUGUCGGUGCUCCUGUUUGGAGGUAACGGAUACACCAAAUCUGGGCAGGGCAUGCUUGCCGAGAUGUUAUAUCGGGAGGUCAUGGGGACCAGGAUUCCGGGGGGCUCCGAGGACGUGCUUCUCGACCUUGCCGUACGGCAGUUGGUCAAGAUAUUCAGCAUCCAGACCAAGAUGCUGAUGGCCGCGGAAUCAUCGAAGCUCUGA